AUGAAUUUUUCGAGAUCGAGAUUCAAAAUCUCAAAAUUGCUGCUGAAAAAAAGACCUACGUUUUCCGGCGUCGAAAACUUAGAUGACAACACUAAAGUUUCUGCGCUGAAGGCUUCAUCUUUUGUCGUUUCCCUCGUCUCAUCUUCUGGUGCCUCCGUAUUGAGUCAAAAUUGCGGAGCAAUUGUUGAAAGAGAUGGUAAUACCAAUAUUGUAAUCACAUCACUCAAUUUAGCACGCCCUUGUGAUGAAACCAAAUUUCGUAAAAACGAUUUGGCAGAUGAUUUAAAGGUGGUUGUUUAUGCUAGUGAUGGUAGUUGCUUUUUUGAGCCGGCAAAGUUAUCCAUGAUUAAUGACGCUAGUGUUUCGGAAACUGAUUUUCUUCGUCGUCAUUCAAACAAAUCAAAACAUGGUGAUAACGUAAUUGUAGUUGGCCGUUAUUUUCAAGGGGUAAAUGCAUAUAUGGCCGCUCCGGGUGUGUUAAGUUUGAACCGGUUUAGGUCCGAGAAAUAUGAUUGUAACGAGCUUUUUACGAUAAGUUCUCGUUUUACUCGGUGUGGGGAUGGAGCUUCUGUUAUAAGCACCUCAAGAGAAUUGCUUGGAAUUACUUUCUUUGACAUCAGUACUUCAUCACCUCUUCUGCCCAUCAACCUUAUCAAUAAGAUGUGGGAGCAUUUCAAAGAACAUGGGAAAAUGCGCCACCCCUCUUAUGGUUUUGAUGCUAAGAAUGUUCGCUUCGCCCUACUGCCUAAGCUUGAGAGUUGA
Molecule: messenger RNA, 762 nt
Organism: Trifolium pratense (red clover)
Lineage: Eukaryota; Viridiplantae; Streptophyta; Magnoliopsida; Fabales; Fabaceae
Exons: 2
Coding region: 1-762 (253 amino acids)
Source: RefSeq, a predicted model, not a curated record